AUGGCGAAGGUGGAAGCCAUGAAAGUGAAGAGAAACGAAGGCCAAAGGCGACCCAUUCCUCCAUGUGAAGAUUUCAAAGCCCUUAACAUUGUUGAAAAACCAGUACCUGCUGUGAAGAAAAAGCCUAAGGAUAGAGAGGCUGUGGCGAAAAAGAAAACGUUGGCAUUAAUCAAAGCAUGGGAAGGAAAUGAGAAAUCAAAAGCUGAAAACAAAGCUCGGAAAAAGAUAUGUGCCAUUGAGGCUUGGGAGAACACCAACAAAGCAACUCUAGAGGCUGGCCUUAAAAAGUUCAAGGAGGAGCAAAAGAAAAAGGAAGCAGAAUACGUGGAGAAAAUGAAAAACGAAGCUGCUCAGGUUCACAAAGAGGCCAAAGAAAAGAAAGCGAUUAUUGAAGCCAAACGCGAGGAAGAUCUUCUCAAGGCAGAAGAUAUGGCAGCAAAAUAUCGUGCCAAUGGAACUGUUCCGUAA
This is a messenger RNA of Fraxinus pennsylvanica, 468 nucleotides long. The record is from the annotation of a GenBank genome assembly. NCBI's taxonomy places the organism in Eukaryota, Viridiplantae, Streptophyta, Magnoliopsida, Lamiales, Oleaceae.